AUGGAUAACCUGACAAAGUAUCAUAGCCCAGUCUUACGUAAAAAGCAUUUUGAUGUGAGUGAAACAGCCCUCCUCCAAACGGAGGAGAACGUGAACGAUCCAUUUUGGAACCUAGAAACGUCUCGAGGAAUUCGGGCAACAAGCGUGCCAGUGAACUACGUUCCGGAGUCCCACGGUGAUGUCACCCGCCCCCUCCCCUACCUGAAGCAGCUGAAGGAGGACGCGGACCAUCCGGGCUUUCCCAGGUCAGCCAAACUAAGGGCGGACGUGGGCUGCGGCAGAAAGGCAGCAUCACUGCGCUGCUCCAUCCCGAGAAGCCCGCCGCAUCUCGACUGGAGACCUGCUGUCUUCUGGUCGCAGCUGCCAGCAUCUAACUGGUCUGGGGAGGAAGAAGAGCACGCGGCACGAAGGAAUGUAUUAACGGGCUUCAUCAUCACCUCUCGCUCUUUCCUUGGAGAGGCGACGUUUGGAAGGUUCCAUGGCAAAUGGCAAGUCGUGCACUUAACGAAAGGUGAUGAAGUGUGUCUGUCCAGCUUGUAUGGCCAGGAGAGCGAUCUCUCUAUGUACCAUGUGCAAAGGAAACUCUUUUCUUCUAGCAAUUAUGCGGAAAUGGAUCAUACAUCAUAUCUUACUUCUGGGGAAGCAGAAAAACUUUGUUCCAUUAUUCAGUCAUGUGAUUCAAGUUUUGUAAAAGAUCAUCUUGGAACAGAAUCAUCCAGCCAACUUGGAAAGCAUUUAUUAAAUGAAGCAAUAGACAGAUCAGAUAAACAUCCCCCAGAAAGCAAAGAGGUAGAAUCGCUGAAGGAGAACUGGAUCUCAUACAACAGAUUAAUGAAUAAACAUCGGACCAGGAUGAAAGAACUAUUGCCGUCCCUUAAAGUGAAACCCCAGGAUAGCUCCUUGGAAGAAAGCUUCAGCACAAGUGAAACAAAAUGGUUGUGUGAAGAUGCUAUGAAAGACAAAGUCGCUUUUCAGGAAAUGCUUCACGAAGCAGAGCUGGCAGUUGGCUUGGCAGAAAUGUUUUUGCCACCGUUUAAAGAAAGUCUCAUUAGAAUUACAGAAGCUUGUUAUAUUUCUGCUUCAGAUGAAAUAAUUUCUAUGCAAGAGGACUUACUGUUAAAGGAGCUAGAAGCUAUCCUAAAAAUGAAGGUAUUGUUGAGGUGGCUACUAAGGUCAAGCAAAGAAAAUGAAAUUAUCAGUAAACAGACAGAAGGUUUGGAUCAGACCUUAUCAGAAAGUGAAAUGGAUGUUGAAAGCCUCAGAAAUGAAGUGAUUCAAAAAGAGAAGCAUAUUUUAGAGCUUUCAACUCAGCUUCAGCAAGAAAAAGCUAAUCUACAAAAAGCAUCACGCCAUUCUGAAGCAAUACAAGCAGUGCAAACUCAUCUGCAGUGUCAGAUAGAGAGAAAGGAAGCUGAAAAUAAUCAACUGAGAGCAAAAUUUCAGACAAUAGAGAAGAAUAUUGCUCAAUGGAAGAUACAAGUUGGUGAAUAUAAGCAGCAAAUUUUGGCCGAAAAGGAAAGAAAAGUGGAAAGGAGGAAUGCCCUGAAAAGAGCAGCUGUUGUUCAGAAACAAAGAGCUGAACGCAUGAAAGUGGCUGUCGAAAACUUAAUUUCCAAAAUUAAGGAGAAGGAAAUCCAAUUGUCUGAGGCAUUUUCAGCUUCUAAUAUCUGGAAAAGUCAUCAUGAGAUAGUAAUAGAGGAAAAAAUCAGGUUUGAGGUCCAGGUUGAAAGUCUGAAAAAGCAGACCAUGGACCUUGUAAUGGAUCUGAAUAGAAUACAAGAGGAUGGAAGAAAGUCAUCAAACAAGAUUAUCCAAAAGCUUAAUUUUAUUGCUUCUGAAAAUAAGAAGAUUUCUAUAGAAAAUUCAAAACUAAAGGCAUCCCUUGCCGUUUUGGAAGUAAAUUUUAUUUCUGCAGAAGCUGAACUUGUAAAUUUACAUGAACGAGUACAUCAGCAGGAAGCACUGGUUGAGCAAUAUAAAACUGAGGUGACAAAAUUAGAAAUGGAAGCUGAGGAACUGAGAACAAGGUAUGAAAAGGUCAUGCACGACAGCAGAACUAUAACAGGAGGCAGAGAUUUAGAAACGGAUGUGAUGAGGAGCCAAAUGGAGGCUCACCAGAAGGAGGUAGAACAUGCCCAUGAUUUGCAGAAAGCAGCUGAAGAGAAACUGCAGAACGAUCAGGAAAGGCUCCUCUCCUGCCAAAAGAGCUGCGUAGAAAAAUCCAAAGCCAUUAGGGAGCUGCAGGCUCAGAUAGGUGAUAGUAAUGGAUUUUUGAAACAGCUUUCUUUGGAGGAGGAAAAUUACAACAUUCAGUUAAAAUACGAAGAAAUUAAAAGAAAAUUAGAAGAAAUGGAAUUGCAAAACAAAGAACUUGAAAAUCAAUUGGUGAAUCAAGAAGAUAGCCUUCAGAAAACUGAACUGCAGUUCAAACAGAAACUUGCAGAGUAUGAUGCUUUAACGAGACAACUAGAAGCUGCUUUGGAAAAUGGAAGGAAACAGUUAGCAGAGGAACUGGAAAAAAUUACUUCUAAGGAACAAUCCUUUCAGUUGAAAAUAUUGGAUGUAGAAAAUGAAUUAAGAGAGAAGAAAAAAGAAAAGAAAGAGCUAUCCAAAAGACUAGACUGUCGAGAGAAACAUCAUGAAGUAUCUUUGAAGGAACUAGAACACACUCUUCAAAGAUCAGAAAACCAGAACCAGAGUAUCCAAAACUAUGUGAAGUUUCUGAAGGCCUCCUAUGUAACAAUGUUUGGCUGAACUCCCUUGUUUCUUUCAAAAACUAAAGAAUAUUUUGGAACAGAUCU
Candoia aspera is the source of this 2801-nucleotide messenger RNA. It is a transcript of the gene ODF2L, whose product is annotated as outer dense fiber of sperm tails 2 like. Lineage: Eukaryota; Metazoa; Chordata; Lepidosauria; Squamata; Candoiidae. The transcript has 21 exons. Bases 1 to 2754 code for a protein of 917 amino acids. Gene Ontology annotation, biological process: negative regulation of cilium assembly. Gene Ontology annotation, cellular component: centrosome; ciliary basal body. The record is from RefSeq and is a predicted model, not a curated record.